This is a messenger RNA of Calypte anna (Anna's hummingbird), 1084 nucleotides long. Its product is annotated as cytochrome b-c1 complex subunit Rieske, mitochondrial. Gene Ontology annotation, cellular component: membrane. Gene Ontology annotation, biological process: mitochondrial electron transport, ubiquinol to cytochrome c. The record is from RefSeq and is a predicted model, not a curated record. Lineage: Eukaryota; Metazoa; Chordata; Aves; Apodiformes; Trochilidae. Gene Ontology annotation, molecular function: 2 iron, 2 sulfur cluster binding; quinol-cytochrome-c reductase activity. The transcript has 2 exons. Bases 93 to 914 code for a protein of 273 amino acids.
ACAGCGCCCCGCAGUGACAUCACGCGCCUGCGCAGCGUCUCGCCACCGGGAAGGUCGCAGCGGUGACCGGCCCUGCCGCCGCCAUCGCCGUCAUGUUGUCUGUGGCCGCCCGCUCCGGGCCCUUCGCGCCUUACCUCUCGGCCGCGGCGCACGCCGUGCCCGGGCCGCUGAAGCCGCUGGCGCCAGCGGUAGCGCGUCGGGCCGAGAAGGUUCCGCUGGACCUGAAGCGGCCUCUGCUCUGCCGGGAGUCGAUGAGCGGCCGGUCGGCCCGGGGGGGCCUCGUCGCCAGCGCCAGCCUUAACGCACCUGCCAGCGUUCGUUGUGUCCAUAAUGAUGUCACUGUACCUGACUUUUCUGCCUAUCGUCGUCAAGACGUGCAAGAUGCCACCACCUCCUCUCAAAGCAGCAGUGAAGCUAGAAAAGGGUUUUCCUACCUGGUGACUGCAACAACAUGUGUAGCAACUGCAUAUGCUGCUAAGAAUGCUGUCACCCAGUUUAUUUCCAGCCUGAGUGCCUCUGCUGAUGUGCUGGCAUUGUCAAAGAUCGAGAUCAAGUUAUCUGACAUUCCAGAAGGCAAGAACAUGGCUUUCAAGUGGAGAGGGAAGCCCCUUUUUGUUCGUCACAGAACCCAGGCAGAGAUUAAACAGGAAGCAGAAGUUGAUGUGUCUAAACUGAGGGAUCCGCAGCAUGACUUAGAAAGAGUAAAGAAACCAGAAUGGGUGAUACUAGUAGGUGUCUGCACUCAUCUUGGUUGUGUACCCAUUGCUAACUCUGGAGAUUUUGGUGGUUAUUACUGCCCUUGCCAUGGGUCCCAUUACGAUGCCUCUGGCAGAAUCAGAAAGGGUCCUGCCCCCCUUAAUCUUGAGGUUCCAACUUAUCAGUUUAUUGGUGAUGAUGUAGUGGUUGUUGGCUGAGUACCAAGGUGCCUGCUCACUUCCAUGUUCCUGUGAAUGUACACUCAGAAGGGUUAACUAUAAAAUCAGAUCAUCCUGGAAACAUAUUAGCUUCAAGCAGAAGUAUGUUCGAAUACUUCCUUGUGUUGAAUUUUAAUAAAAACUCAGAGUGAGCACUUGGUCCUGACUUA